UACGUAGGUGUCCGAGCAGCCUUUCAGGACCGCAGCGUCCAGGAGCAAAGCGGACAGCACGGUCUGGGUGCACAGCGCGCGGUCGGUGCUGCGCUAACUCGGGAUAGAACCUUCGGCUCCGCCCAGGAGCGCCCGAGCACGACCCAGCUGAGCUUCCCACACCGGAUAUCAUUUCCCAUUUGGGCCCAGAUGUCAAUUCGAGCCUAUGCGGUCGACAAUUCUUAAAUCUCUUCACCCGGGUGUCCCCUGGACUGCAAACGAACCCUGAGCGAGAGCAGCAACCUCUCGACGAUGGUGUUCUGGAGCCGCCAAUCUUUACUGCUGCAGGACCCGGGGACGCGCGCGGUCCUGCUUUACGGCAAGGGCGCGCGCGUUUGCGACAGCGUGACGCCAGGAGGUUUUGGCGGGAAAAGCGCUGCAUUUGGAUUCCUGUGGUGGCGGGCAAAGGACAGCCCGCCGCGGAGCUCAGUGGAGUCAUGGCAGUGCCUUUUGUGGAAGACUGGGACUUGGUGCAAACCCUGGGAGAAGGUGCCUACGGAGAAGUUCAACUUGCUGUGAAUAGAAUAACUGAAGAAGCAGUUGCGGUGAAGAUUGUAGAUAUGAAGCGUGCCAUAGACUGUCCAGAAAAUAUUAAAAAAGAGAUCUGUAUCAAUAAAAUGCUAAAUCAUGAGAAUGUAGUGAAAUUCUAUGGUCAUAGGAGAGAAGGCACUAUCCAGUAUCUAUUUCUGGAGUACUGUAGUGGGGGAGAACUUUUUGACAGAAUAGAGCCAGACAUAGGCAUGCCUGAACAAGAUGCCCAGAGGUUCUUCCAUCAACUCAUGGCAGGGGUGGUUUAUCUGCAUGGUAUUGGAAUAACUCACAGGGAUAUUAAACCAGAAAAUCUCCUGUUGGACGAAAGGGAUAAUCUCAAAAUCUCAGACUUUGGCUUGGCGACAGUGUUUCGACAUAAUAAUCGAGAGCGUUUGUUGAACAAGAUGUGUGGUACUUUACCUUAUGUUGCUCCAGAACUUCUGAAGAGAAAAGAAUUUCAUGCAGAACCAGUUGAUGUUUGGUCCUGUGGAAUAGUACUUACUGCAAUGUUGGCUGGAGAAUUGCCGUGGGACCAGCCCAGUGACAGUUGUCAGGAAUAUUCUGAUUGGAAAGAAAAAAAAACAUACCUCAACCCUUGGAAAAAAAUCGAUUCUGCUCCUCUAGCUCUGCUGCAUAAAAUCCUAGUUGAGAAUCCAUCAGUAAGAAUUACCAUCCCAGACAUCAAAAAAGAUAGAUGGUACAACAAACCGCUCAAGAAAGGGGCAAAGAGGCCCCGUGUCACUUCAGGUGGUGUGUCAGAGUCUCCCAGUGGAUUCUCUAAGCACAUUCAAUCCAAUUUGGACUUCUCUCCAGUAAACAGUGCUUCUAGUGAAGAAAAUGUGAAGUACUCCAGUUCCCAGCCAGAACCACGGACAAGUCUGUCCUUAUGGGAUACCAGUCCCUCAUACAUUGAUAAACUGGUGCAAGGAAUCAGUUUUUCCCAACCCACAUGUCCUGAUCAUAUGCUUCUGAAUAGUCAGUUACUUGGCACCCCAGGAUCCUCACAGAAUCCCUGGCAACGCUUGGUCAAGAGAAUGACACGAUUCUUUACCAAAUUGGAUGCAGACAAAUCUUAUCAAUGCCUGAAAGAGACUUGUGAGAAGUUGGGCUAUCAAUGGAAGAGUUGUAUGAAUCAGGUUACCGUAUCAACAACUGAUAGGAGAAACAAUAAACUUAUUUUCAAAGUGAAUUUGGUAGAAAUGGAUGAGAAGAUAUUGGUUGACUUCCGGCUUUCUAAGGGUGAUGGAUUGGAGUUCAAGAGACACUUCCUGAAGAUUAAAGGGAAGCUGAGUGAUGUUGUGAGCAGCCAGAAGGUUUGGCUUCCUGGCACAUGAUUGAUCCAUUGGGGGAUUGAUUCCUGGUGAAUAUAGUGCUGCUAUGUGGACAUUUUUCUUCCUAGAGAAGAUUAUCUUAUUCUGCAAACUGCAAAUAAUAGUUCCUGAAGAGUUCACUUCCCUCUUUAUCCAAACAUCUUCCAGUUCUUUUUGUAUGUUCUGCAUACAAAUACCUAUAUCUUAAUUAUAAGUAAAACUUUGGGGAGGAGAUGGAUAGAAUUCGUUAGCUAUUGCUUCAUCUGUGUUUAGUGUCUAAAUUUAAAACCUAUCUGGUGGAAUCCAAGUUUCAGGGUACUUUACCAGCUUUUAUACCAACAUAUAUCUCAUUUUGUUUUAUCCAAAAAGUACGUAUUUCCUGCAUGUUGAUUUAAUUAUAAGGGUGAAUUAGUAAGGGCUUAAUCCUUGUGACUUUUGAAUGGUAGAUUUAUCAGUCUGUGAAGUGAGGCCAACUUCAAAGAAUGUAUCCCCAAGAUUUGUACUUACACUUUCAAAAGGGCCUGACCAGUUAUAUAAACCUGUUUGAGUUAAAACAAUUAAUUGAAAUUGCAAGUAGGUGUUUUUUCUGGUGUAGUUAGUAAUAUAUAAAAUACUGGUUGGUCUUUCAAGUAGAAGUUGAGCAUACACUGUAGUGCUUAACUAACUUUAAGAAUUACUGUUGCACAUUUUAAAUAUUUUUCUAUAUUCUACCUUCACAGCCCUAUUUUAAUUCUUUACUACAGAAAUAAAAUUCUAUUUUGAAAA
Molecule: messenger RNA, 2645 nt
Organism: Lemur catta (Ring-tailed lemur)
Lineage: Eukaryota; Metazoa; Chordata; Mammalia; Primates; Lemuridae
Gene: CHEK1
Product: checkpoint kinase 1
Exons: 13
Coding region: 477-1904 (475 amino acids)
Biological process (GO): protein phosphorylation; mitotic G2 DNA damage checkpoint signaling
Cellular component (GO): nucleus; cytoplasm; site of double-strand break
Molecular function (GO): ATP binding; protein serine/threonine kinase activity
Source: RefSeq, a predicted model, not a curated record